Messenger RNA from Caenorhabditis remanei, 831 nucleotides. RefSeq lists its product as uncharacterized. The transcript has 6 exons. The coding region runs from base 1 to 831 and encodes 276 amino acids. The record is from RefSeq and is a predicted model, not a curated record. Lineage: Eukaryota; Metazoa; Nematoda; Chromadorea; Rhabditida; Rhabditidae.
AUGAUACUUAUCUUACUGUUCCUAGCAUUCCCUACUGUAGUUGAAAAUUGCCUCGUUGUGAAAACAGUGGAGCCACCAAAAUGUGAAUGUCAGUCAUUGGCUCUGUCCACUUCAAAUAUUUUAUCAAUCAUCGGGAACCAUGAAUUCUAUAAAUCUAAUAUAUCCAAAUAUUCAAUUCAUGCUGCAAAGAUUUCAACCGACGACUGUAAUACACAGAUGUAUUGUGAAGGUGUAUACAGUCUAGUGGUAUUUGAUGGCACCGAGAAAUAUCAUGUGUUUGGCGCCUACUCUGUUGAUGGUCUUUGUGACCCAUUCACUCAGAAAUGGUUAGUCGAUGAUGGCUCUGCAACAUUAACAACUUAUGGAAAGAUGCAAGGAGUCUGUGUUGAUUAUACCAUCAAAGCCUACACAUGUCCUUGUAGACUUUACACUGUGGAUACUCAAAAUGCAAGAGAGAUGAUCGGUCCAGAUGACUCGUAUGGGAGAUUGUGGAGCAAUGUGGAGUUGACUAGACCUACACUUCCCGAUGAAGAGUGUCCAAGCACUUUCAUUUGUCCAAAGAAUACUGGCGGAGUUUUGAUGGUUCCUUUUUAUGCCAGGGAGAAUGAUCUAGUGUCUAUGGUUAUUAGUGAUGAUCGAUGUGCAUGGUCAUUCGGAUGCAGAAGAGGAGUUGCAUUCAAUGGACAGAAUCGUCGGAGCGAUCGAUUUGAAGCUGUUUGCCACGAAGAUAUUAAAAAAUGGACAAUUGUACAACAGAACAGUACUUUUGGAGAGGAACAAAUAUUUGAGAAUCAAGAUUUGUUCACUUUUGCAUGUGCUACAAGUUAUUGA